AGGAGCGUCACAACAGUCGGCCAGCGCGGGACAAGCCACAACCGCUGCUUUCCACCGAGAAAACACCACUGGCAUGCUGCUCUGCGGGUAGCGGGCCACGGCUCUUUGUGUUUCGGACGAGGGGAGUCCAGCCGCGGAGCAGGAGACGUGCGCCCUGCGCCGCGCGCAGAGGCGCACUCGGAGUCAUGGCUCCCACGCUCCUAUGGGUGCCACGUGCUUCUCUGCUGCUGUCACUGCUGCGCUUCUGGCCGCUCGUGUCUGCAGGAGCACUGGAGAUGGUCGACCGACACGCGCCUGAGCUGACCUGCAGCGAGGGUUUGACUGACUGCCACGUGAGCUCAGCCUCUCUGUACAGUGCCGCCCUGCCCGAUCCGGAUGACACAGUGAAUGUUACUCGUGUGCAGCUUAAAGCGAUCCUGUGCUGUUCGGCCACACGAGACUGCGAACCUUGCCUUCGAAUCGUCAUCACAGCUCACGAAGUGGAUAAUGCAAAGCAGGUUCCUGAGGAAUCUGGUGACCUCAAUGAUGAAGAGGAGUUUGGCACGAAUCAAAUGGCAGAGGGAAGUGGUCGCUUUGUGCUUCCUGAGCCAAAAGCUUUGGUGAAAGUGUGUCUCAGCUCUCCAGGCUCCAGUGAAUUUUGCAAGGCGCUCCAGUUUAAACUAAAGCACUCGGGUUCAGACCGAGCUUCUCAGCAGCCCACACACGAGCUGCUGUUGAUAGAGAGAGUGGUGUUCGGCGUUCCCGUUGUGGUCCACGUCGACGCACAUUCAGAUGGAGCGCACAACAUUCAAAAAAUCACAGUCCCAUCUUUAGAAGAAGUUUGCUCCAUGAACCUAGAGGGCACUGUCAGGGAAUGUGAUGCCCCAAGACUCCGAGCUGUGGCUGAUCAUAAGAGAAAUGUGGUCGUCCUCCAGCUGGAAAACACUGAUGCCAGACAAGAUGAAAUCAUGUGCCAGAUGGUUUGGAAUGAAAUACCUGGAGAGGUGCUUGCAUGGCCCAAAGGCAAGACAGAAAUGGUCAUUUCAUCAAACUUUGUUGUACCAUGCCUGUGCUUCCAGGUUUGGUGGAAGGGAAAGCCGCUCCGAACAGAAUCCUGCCCUUUCAAAAACCAACAAGAUGCGCUGGAAAGAAUGCAGCGCAACGUGUCCGUGUCCCUGGCUGAGUGUCAGAUGAGAGAGGGCGGCACAGGGCUGAGCUGGAAUGUGACUGCCCCCUGCAGACUGGAGGCAGAGGUGUGGCUCUGCAGGAAGGACCUGGCUGGAGGCCGGUGUGAGGAGGUGACGGCCUCCAGACAGAGACUCCACAACCAUGCACACGCUGGCUGGAGUGCAACACACAGUGGACACUGGAAAACAGGAGAGUUCAAUGUGUCGUCACAUCCUCUGCUUUGUGUUCAGAUAAAGUUACAUGGGGUGGAGCCAUACUUAGAGCCCCAGUGUCCAUUUGCAAAAUCUCGAUGGAGAUGGAGCCUGCCACUCCUCAUAGGAUUACUGCUAAUGUGCCUGGCCAUACUAGGAGCCUAUUUUAUACAAGGUGUCCUAAAAGGUUACAUGUGGAGAUGGUUAAAAGAAGAUGAUGUUAAAGGUGCGGUGGGUGGCGGUCACGUGGUGCUGCUGUACCCACCUGAUGACGAUCCGGCUUUGCCAGAGCUGAUGAGUCACCUGGGCUCGUCCCUCCAAGCCCUGGGCUUCAGCGUGUCUCUAGACCUGUGGAGCCAGGCCGAGCUCAGCGUCUUAGGCCCCGUGCCUUGGCUCCACUCAAGACUGAACCGACUGCAGAGGCAGCGGGGCAAAGUGGUGUUGGUCCUGACCCAGGCCGCCUGGAUAAGGGCCGAAGAAUGGGGGGCUCGGAGCUGGGAGAGGAACAGGGACAUGGAGGAAGAGGAGGCAGGAAGAAGCUACACUGCUUCUCCUUCCUGUGUGGAUGUUUUCACUGCUUCACUGAGCUGUAUUCUAGCAGACUAUUUGCAGGGCCGCGCUGGUGAGCGGUUCAUGUUGGUGCAGUUUGAAUCGCUUCCACCUCAGCCUCCAGGUGGCUUCCGGCCGUUGCCGGAGCUGUUCCGUGGCCUCCACGUCUACAGCCUCCCCUCCCAGAGUCUUGGUUUUCUGACUGAAUUAGCCGGGGCUCCGCAAAUGGCUACUGCAUCAGCCAGGCGGAAAAGAGCAGGCGGCCUCAGGAUGGCAUCCCGGACUCUGGCACGAAGACUGUCUGGGUUCACAGCUGGGACUACUGUACUACGCCUUGCAGGAGUGCCCCAGAGUUGUGUUGGGGUUGGGGUUGAAGACUCUGGGGAGACGGUGCCGUUGCAGCCUUGUCUAGUUACGCCUCCAUCCAGCCCCGACACAAGCCCCAAGGUCAGUAAAAUGGAAUGGGUCUGAGGACACGUCACCAAACUUUAGUUUUGGGACAAGCAGCCAGUAAUGAGUUCAGAUGUUCAGAUAAACCAGUUUGCAGCUUUUGUAUUCGUUGGUCUAAACAUCUGGUCUCGUGCCUGUUGAAAAUAACACUGAAACUUCAUUACUUCUGAAGGUAAAUUCAAGAUUGAAUACACAGUUUGAUCACAAAGUGGUCUGUGGUGAAUGUAUAUGUAUUAACAGCAUGCCUUAGGACACCAAACCAUUAAUCUCAGUGAAGCAAAUUGCUCCAUUGUUUUUGUCCUUACUGCAUCAUUUAUUUGAGCCGUUUUCAGCCUUAAAACAAGCCAUUGUGUGUUUUUACGUAUUUACUGGCAUUUGAUAUUCUGCAUGUGCAUGUAUUCCAUAUGACUGCCCUAAGAAACAUGAAGAAAAAAAUUAUUAAAAAAAACUAAUUAUUUCCUUUCUCUGAGUUUAUACACCAGUAUAUUCAAAUUGUUUGUUCAGGCGUGGCAGGUCUGUUUUAUACUGUGUUUUCUCUGAACGUUUACAGUUGGAUUGAAUAAAGACGCUGUCUGAAUCAUGAAGUCAGUUGCUC
Messenger RNA from Chelmon rostratus (copperband butterflyfish), 2952 nucleotides. Its product is annotated as interleukin-17 receptor C. The record is from RefSeq and is a predicted model, not a curated record. The coding region runs from base 186 to 2378 and encodes 730 amino acids. The transcript has 16 exons. NCBI's taxonomy places the organism in Eukaryota, Metazoa, Chordata, Actinopteri, Chaetodontiformes, Chaetodontidae. Gene Ontology annotation, molecular function: interleukin-17 receptor activity.